Messenger RNA from Eublepharis macularius, 963 nucleotides. RefSeq names its product chromosome 12 C16orf89 homolog (gene C12H16orf89). The record is from RefSeq and is a predicted model, not a curated record. Gene Ontology annotation, cellular component: cytosol; membrane. NCBI's taxonomy places the organism in Eukaryota, Metazoa, Chordata, Lepidosauria, Squamata, Eublepharidae.
AUGCUAUUGCUUAUGUUCCAGCUAUUGGUUUCCCUCCUUAACUCAAGUCUGUCCAGAUGAGGAGGCAUGAGGGCUACCAUCAUUUCUGCACUGGAAAAGGAAACUCUUUUCUUAAGAUAUUCAUACAAUGACAUCAAUGUGGAUGCAGUGCCAGAAUAUCGCAUAUUGCAAGCAUAUUUGAAUGGAAUCUUGGAGAAACAGGAAUUGCAGCCUGAAUUGCAGCCAGCGCGUGAGCGUGCGUCCCACUUGGAGGCAAAGCUGUUGACAUUGACUGACAAAGCAGAGCAUGCGGUGGAGCAGAAUACACCAAUUUAUUACAGAAGGUUUGCCCCAAAGUUGGAAGAUGGCGGUGAAUCUUGCUUUGUCCCAGGUUACUGCCUAGAUAUUAUGACCAAGUUUGGCUGCUCAGGUUAUUCGUUGUCACACCAACUUUUCUAUUUCAUGUUUGCAGAUAUGAAAGAAUGCAUGAAUCCUUUGUUCUUAGCUGCGAAACAUUACAAGAAUGUAUUCUGUGCUUCCAUGAAGCAAAUCAAUAUUGACAUCAAAAAACAAGAUCUCUUGCAUAUCUUUGGAGACCUCUUUGUGGAAAACAGUCGCCCUCCAAUCCUGGGCGGGCCUGUCCCUUCCCCUGCCCUGCCGCCUCUGGCCGCCAUCCUGGCCAGCCGAGUGCGCCGGUGCUGGGUGGCCCGGCGCGGCCUCACCUCACCAGCCGUGUCCUUGUCCCUCGCCCGGGCCUCGCUGCUGCGGCCGGGCCGCCGGCAGCGUCCACUGCCAUUUCCCGGUGCGGCUGGUGUGCCCGCUCGGGGCCUCCAUCCGCGGCGUGGCUGCGGGCGGUGGAGCCGCGGAGGCGCAGCUGCUGGGCCCCGCGGCCGCUGGUGGACGUCUGCCCCCAGCCCCCACCUCCAGAAGGAGGCCCUGAGUCGUGAAGGGAUUACCAGCAAUGGAAAAACAUUUGCCAAGUGA